CCGCGGCCAAUUGCAAAGUCGUGCGUGCUUGUGAUGAUGACUAAUUAGUCACUCUACCUCUCUAAGACAUUUUGUUUCGAGGCUAAAAAGUAACCCCUUUUCGGAGAGUUGUUGUAAGUUAUAGCUAAUUGUUGUCGGGUUUGUGAGAACAGACCUCCGGUCAUGUGUUCUUCAACAAGUCGCUUAAAAAGCUCGGUUCUCUUUCGUGGAUCAAGCUGUUUUUAAAUGAGAAUUACGAAUAGUCUUCAGCUUGUUGACCUCUCGCCGCUGAAGAGCGGGUCGUGCCAAAGAUAAUGCCUGAGCCAGCGAAGAUGAAAAAGCCCGACGUGAAAGUUGUGAUACUGGGUGACAUGAACGUUGGAAAAACUUCGCUGCUCCAUCGGUACACAGAGAGAAAAUUUAAAGACACUAUCAGCACCGUUGGUGGAGCGUUCUUCUUGAAACAAUGGGGACCUUACAACAUCUCUAUCUGGGAUACCGCUGGCCGGGAGCAGUUCCACGGCCUGGGCUCCAUGUACUGCCGUGGCGCCUCGGCAGUCAUCCUAACGUACGACGUCACCAACUGGCAGAGCCUGGCCGAGCUGGAGGACCGCUUCCUGUCUCUCACCGACACGGCCAACGCCGACUGCAUCUUCGCCAUUGUGGGCAACAAGGCCGACCUGGCGGAGUCGGGCGCCCCUGUUGCUGAGCCCGAGGACAAGCCAGGAGAGCAGCAGGGUGUGGGGACUGAACUCCAGCCUGGUGGGGGUGGUACCGGAAGUGGCUCCCUGCUCCCGAAGCAGGUGAGCCAGGAGGACGCGUUGGCGCUGUACGCCCGGGUGCUCCGCUACAAGGGCCUGGAGGGACAGACAUGCCCACCUGCCGAGCGCCUGUGCUUCGAGACCAGCGCCAAGACGGGCUACAACGUGGACGAGCUCUUCGAGACCAUCUUCGACAUGGUGCUGCCCUCCAUCCUGAAGAAGAGGAGUCAGGGCGAGCCGUCCACCGUGGACCUAGAGGACUGCCGGGUCGCCAAGACCACUAAGGGAGGCUGCUGUGCUUGAGGGGGGGGGGGGGGGUCUUGCAGGGCCAGGCCAGGCGUCGCCUAUGAGCGAAAGCUGGUAGGCGUACUAUGGAGAGGUUGUUGAAGCUGCCAAUUCGCUCAGUCCAAAGACCAGUUUGUUUUGGGGGACUAUGAUAAUCUGUGAAUGACUGAGUCAUUCCGGACUGAGGACUGUGGUUUGAGGUAGCUCCCCCCUUCGAAAACAAAACUGGCCUAUACCCUCCCGUUUCAUGCGGAUUCGUAUUCAAAGGCUAUUCAAACAAUCAACAGGACAAGUUGAAAACAACUCCAAGACAAAGUCUGUGUGACUACCAGAGAUGAAGUAAGAAGUGCACAUUUGUGAGGUUGAUUUUUGCCUUAAAAACAGUACUGUGUGUGUGUGUGUGUGUGUGUGUGUGUGUGGGCAGCAUUCUUCUUAGUGACAUGUGCUGCGAAUCAGUCACUGAUACUUUUCUUGUUGAAUGUUAAGGGACUGAGGGGCAGUUGCUAAAAGCACUUCAAGGGCAGAUACGGAAAUCUUUACCCUGCGUCUGCAAUGACACUGAACGUGUUUUCCUUUUAAAGGAAGCUUUUUUUGUAAAAGAAAUAAUAAAAAAUAAACAAUCAGUGUUAAGUGA
Molecule: messenger RNA, 1659 nt
Organism: Alosa sapidissima (American shad)
Lineage: Eukaryota; Metazoa; Chordata; Actinopteri; Clupeiformes; Clupeidae
Gene: rab20
Product: RAB20, member RAS oncogene family
Exons: 2
Coding region: 294-1043 (249 amino acids)
Biological process (GO): intracellular protein transport
Cellular component (GO): endomembrane system
Molecular function (GO): GTP binding; GTPase activity
Source: RefSeq, a predicted model, not a curated record